Ectocarpus siliculosus is the source of this 966-nucleotide messenger RNA. NCBI's taxonomy places the organism in Eukaryota, Phaeophyceae, Ectocarpales, Ectocarpaceae. The record is from the annotation of a GenBank genome assembly.
AUGACGACGCACGAAAAAAGCAGCGUCGCAUUGGCCGGCCCCGAUCCCAUACAGACCGUCGAGGACCGGGAGAAGGUCAAGGCGCAAGAGGAGUUGUCAGCACCACCUCUGGAAGCCACCACCGCCGCCACCGCUGCCGCGGCAAGCGAUGGUGUCCCUAGGGACGUCCAGACGCGGCUGGCCAUCCGCACACGCUUCUGCGACGACUUCUUUGAGGACUGCGCAGGGCCGAGGGGGAUCAAGCAGAUCGUGUCGUUGGGGGCGGGCAUGGACACGAGGGGGCUACGGCGCAGGGCUUCGGGGGACACCAAGGUGUUCGAGGUGGACCAAGCGCUCGUGCUUCGCGUCAAGAGCGCCCUUCUCACGCAGGCGGCGGCGGCCGACGAAGUAGCCGCGGCUUUGGCGGGGUUUCGAGAGAGGAGGGACGGCGGUGUCGGCCAGGGGCGCGUUGUCCCUGUGCAGGCCGCCCUGAGCGUGGAAGGGUGGCAGGGGGAGCUGUUCGAGGCAGGCUCCGACCCCAGCCUGCCGAGCGCGUGGAUCUUGGAGGGGCUGAACAUGUACCUUGAGGAGAAAGAGCUUGUGGCAUUGCUUCGGGUCCUGGCCAGUCUUUCCUCCCCUGGAAGCGCCUUUUGCGCCACCUACGUCUCGGCGGAGUCCGUGGAGCGGACCCAUAUCAGCGCCAGCCCCCCGAUGGGCCGAUGGAAAAGGGGCAGCGACAAACCUCCGGCUUUCUUUGAAGCCAACUCUCCGCAAGGGUGGUCGUUCAACGGGGUGACCUGCGGUACCCCGGGAGAGUUCCCCGAAGGGGCCGACUACGGAGUGGAUUUCGUGGGCAAGGCGGCGGCGUACGUCAUAGGGUACUUUUCGUCGUCUUCGUCGUCUUCCUCCGGGGGGGGUUCCGGCGAGUGGUGCCCCUGGCCGGGGAUAGAGAGGCUUUUGGAAGAAAGUAGGAGACGUGGUUUGUGA